This is a messenger RNA of Closterium sp. Yama58-4, 4800 nucleotides long. The record is from the annotation of a GenBank genome assembly. Lineage: Eukaryota; Viridiplantae; Streptophyta; Zygnematophyceae; Desmidiales; Closteriaceae.
AUGGUUCAGAGUGAUAACCCGAUUUGGUCGCAGCCGGCCGUUUCGCAGCCUUCAGCAGCAGCGCAAUCGUCCACUCCUCCCGCCUUCGCAACACCCUCCGUCUCUUCCGCCGCUUGGUCCGCCGCCUCGCCCGCCCCCUCGCCCGCCGUCUCGUCCGCGUCGCCAAACGGCCGAACUUGGUACGGCUUCUCCCCUUCUCCCUCUCCUAUCGCCAAUCGCAGCGGCGCUAAGACUAACGCGCUCGUCUCAACAGCCGGUGCUGCUGCUACGCCCGAUAAGGCUGCUGCGGUUCCGGCUCCUAGCAGCACCCGACGAGUCGAAGAUGAGGAACAGGCCCGGGAGAGGUUCGGUAAUGGAGAGGCGGGUAGUCAUGCGGUUACUGAUGAACGAGUAGGAGCCAAGGGUACUGGUUCGGUUAAAGGUAGGGGACAGAAGGGGACGAAAGCCGAGCCAGCAGAUCGGAUUUCUGGCUCGGCAGGGGCGAAUCCAAUGGCUGCAUCAGGGUCGGGGUGGGCAGGUUCGGCAGGUGCUGCAGCUGGUUCGGGUGAAGUAGGUCUGGCGAGAGUCGCAGGGGGUGCGGCUCUUCAGAAAGCGGAGAAGAUUCAAACGGACGGCUCAGAUCCUCACGAUCAUGGCAGACAUGAUCAAGAUGGGUUGUCAGGGGGCCGUCCCCAACCGUCCGAUCCGCAGCCUGCGUGUGUGGCGGCACACAGAGAGGGGAAUGGCGGAUUGGCACUUACCCCACACAGGCAGGUUCCGCCUUCCGCCUUUCCGGCCUCCGCCCCCCUGCCAUCUCACGAGACAGGCUCCCCCUCCCCUGCCUCCCUCCCCUCCCAUCCCGCUCCUCCUUCCGCCACCCCUUCCGCCACCCCUUCCGCCACCCCUUCUGCCACCCCUUCAGCCACUCCUUCCACUACCCCUUCCGCUCCGCUUUCCGCGGCCCACUCACAUAACAGCCGUGUAAAGCGCAGCGCCAGUGACAACAACUGUCUGAGCCAGUCCCCUUCCUCCUCUGCCAAGCCUGCCAUCCCGCCUCCCAGCCGAACCUCCUCCACAGGCUCGGAGCUAGGCAAGGGCGCAGCAGCGGCGGCUGCAGCUGCUGUGGCGGAGUUUUCCGCGCGCAGGCAGCACAUGGGCGCGGAAGCUGCAGGGGAGGAGCGGGGAAGAGGGGGGAACACACCUAUAGGGGCAGCAGCAGGUGCAGCAGUGGUAUCAGGAGGAAGAGAGAGAAGGGAGGGUUCAAGCAGUGCUGCGGAUGUCAGCAGAGGCGGUAGCAAGGGUGAUUUUAUUCAAAGAAAUGGUGAUCCCUCCUCCCUCUCUACUUGGGCAUCCCCUGCCCCAGCGUCCCCCUGGCAGCGGUCAGCGGGGGGGAUGAGGCGCCUGGCGCUGCUGAUUGCGCUCAACUCCGCGUAUUCCACUGCGGAGCUCAUAGUGGGGCUGCUCAUAGGGCGGAUAGAGCUUGUCUCCGACUCCUUCCACCUGUCCUUCGGCUGCUGCAUCCUGCUGCUCUCUCUUGCGGCCAUGCUCGUGGGGAAACGCCCCCCAGAUGCCACCUUCACCUACGGGUGCAUCCUCCUGCUCUCACUUGCCGCCAUGCUCGUGUUCACCUACGGGCUGAAUGCGUUUUCUCCUUUUCCCCCCCGCCCUGGACCUCCCACCCACCUCCCCCCUCACCACCUUAUUGUGCAGCUCUUCCUUCUCUUCCUCUCUUUCUCUCUAGCAGUGGAGUGCCUGCAUGCUUAUAUCGAGGAUGAGGCAGAGCACAAGCACUACCUGGUGCUGUCCGCGGUGGUUCAUCUACUCAUCAACCUCCUCGGAGUCUUCUUCUUUAAAAGCUUUGCUCGGCGCACAAUAACAUAUCAGAAACCAAGGGACAUGAACCAUCACGCCAUUCUGCUGCAUCUGCUCUGUGACUCUAUCAGAAGUGGUGGGGUUGUCCUUGCCUCGUGGUUCAUUGCAAUAGGGGUGUACAGUGCAGAGGCCAUCUGCCUGGGCCUCGUCUCCCUCACAGUGCUCGUCCUUGCGCUCCCAUUGGUCCAGUCGUCCGGCAAUCUCCUGCUGCAGAUGGCCGCUGCAGGCAUCUCCGAACCCGCCCUGCACAAAUGCAUUCGCCAUGUGGCGGCAUAUGAAGGCGUAGAGGAGUGCACAGAGCAUCGCUUCUGGGCAGUGGUCCCCGGACAUGUGGUGGGGACACUCACCGUUCGGACGCAUUCAUCGGACAUGACUGCUGACGUGCAAACCUCCCACUGUCUCUUCCCUCUCCUAUCCAUGGCGCAUUCCACGCCUGUCCCCGCUGAUCUCGGUGCGUCCGCGCUUGCAGCGUCCUCGCUUCACAGUACAGCAACCCCUCCCUCAGAGCCGUUUAGAGUGGAAGGUGUUGAACAGCUUCAGCCCGUUAGGCCGUUCAAUCUCUCGCUGCCCUCACGCAAUUCGUUCUUAACUUCUCAAGUCGCUCGGUCUUCCAUAGUAGCAUCAGCGCUUGACUCCACAGCGACGGCUCCAGACUCGGGGAAGCUGGCCAGUCAGCAGCAUUUUCUCCAACCAAGCCCUUGUCUCCAAUCGCCGGUUGACGUCAGCCUGCCUAUCGCCAUUCCCUCCGCGCUUCGCGGGACGGCAGUAGUAGCGGUAACCGGCGCGGGGAUCGAGGCGAAUGCCCUGAGCCCGCAUUCCACGCUGAGUGGCGGAAUAACGCACAAGCUGUUCCUUAGCACGCAAUCCUUCCGCAGCUUCCCCCCCAACCUCCCCCUUUCCGCUCUUGGCUCAUGCUCUUCCUCGGGAUCCUCCGGGUCCUCCUCCCCCUGUGGCGGAACGGAGCGCGGAUCGCAGUCGCUUUCCGUCAAGCGACAGGGUUCGGAGAACCUGCUGAAACGGAUUAAUUUUAGUAUGUCAAUGCCGAAUCUGAACGGGUGGUUGAGGAAUAAAGACAGGCGGUUCGAUGAAGGCGCCGGAGGUUCCGCGCACGGACCAGACGAGGGGAGCGACUUGGCGGCUAUUUUCGAAGUGCCGCAGAACGUGGCGCAAAAAGCGGAGCGGAACGCGGUGCAGAACGCAGUGCAAAGCGCCGUGCAGAAUGUAGACGCGGGGCAGACUGGGAUCACGCUGAGCCGCAGCCACAAGGAGCCGGUGCGAGAGGUGUCGUGGACUGGGACGGUUGUUAUGGCUGAAGAGGAGGAGACUGCAGCGAGGUCGCCAGGCGAGUCGUCGCGCGGAAAGUGGCGAAUCACGCGGAGCAGUCGCAGCCAUCGGGAGCAUCACUCGCGAACGGGCUGGGCGACGAUUGGCGACAAGAUUCGCCUGUCGUCGCGGUCGUCGAGUCGGCUACUGCCGUCGAGUCGGAGGAAUUUUCUGAGAAACUCUCCGGGUUCGAUGAAUGCGAUCACCCUCACAGGACCCCUGGGUCCCGUGGGAGGUGAGGAUUUGAUCAGCAUGAGCCUUGGCCAAUCCUGUGGCUCUCCUAUUCCGGGAAAUCCGCAAAGGCCUGCAGGAGGCGCGGCGGAAGCGGCGGUCGCGGAAAGGGCGCGCGAGGGGGAGGGAGCGGACUGCGAGGGUGGAGAGCCGGAGCUGUUAGGACUAGAAGCGGAGGAAGGGAUAGUUGUUUCCUGGUCUUUAAAUAGCGACGCUGCGGGGCGGGGGAACGGCGGAGCGACGUGCGCGUCCGCGGAGGGAGCGGAGUGGGCGGAGGGGGUGGCGGGGGAGGACCGAAUGCAGGUGGUGGCCUCGGGUAACGGCUACGUGUUUUCCGCCGUGUAUGACGGGUUUACUGACACGUCAGCAGCUGAUUUUCUCGUUGCUAAUCUGCACACGCGCUUCGCCCAGCAAUUAGUCUCCCGCGGGUUGGAUUUCGGAGAGGCAAACUCGAGUGCCUCGUCGGUUCCGGCGGAAGUAGCGGCGCAGAGAGAAGCGGAGGCGAAAGACACAUCGCAGCGGCAUGAGAUGGUCCUGCAAGCGCUAGCGGCGGCGCUGAGCGAAACCGAGGCGGCGUAUUUCGAGUCGUUAGAGGAGCGAAUGGCGGAGCGGCUGGAGCUGGCCGUGGCGGGCGCGUGCCUCGUGGUGGCCGUGGUGGCCGGGCGCGAGCUGUACGUUAUGAACCUCGGUGACUGCCGCGCCGUGGUCGUGGCGGAGGAGGGGCAGGCGGGGCAGGCGGGGGAAGGUGGGGCGAUGGGAGAUGGGGCGGAGAUGGAGGGGGACGGGCAGAAGAAGCUGUCGGAGUUGCGGGCGACCCAGCUGACAGAGGACCACAAUACGAGCAAUGAGAAGGAGGUGGAGAGGUUGAGGAGGGAGAGGGCGGACGACCCUGAUGCGAUUACAAAGAUGCGAGUCAAGGGCAAGCUCAAGGCCACCAGGGCAUUUGGUGCUGCCUACCUUAAGAAUCCUCGAGUCAACGCCAUGCUUCUCGGGAUGCUGCGAGUGCAGUACGUGGGGUCUCAGCCCUACAUCUCCUCCUCGCCACAUCUCCACCACCUCACUCUCUCCCCCUCUGACCGCUACCUCGUCCUCUCCUCCGACGGUCUCUACCAACACAUGACCCCUGCCGACGCUGCCGCCUCUGUGUCCCGCACACUGGCUGCUGCUGAUAAGGCUUCUGGUGCUGGUAGCACCGGUGCUGAGGGUGGUUGUGGGAGCUCGUGUAAGGGCGCUUGUGGGCCGAAUCUUUCGCAUGCGCUGGUGCAAGAGGCGCUUGAUCGAGCUGCGAGAAGAGCAGGUAUGACGAUUGAACAACUCCUUCAAAUACGUGCAGGCGAUUACCGCCGACAAUUGCAUGACGAUUUGUCUGUUACGGUUCUGGAGCUUCAAUGCUAG